UGAAAAAGAAAAAAUAAGAAAAAUAUAGGUUUUACGAUAUCAUUUGUAGCCGUACGGUGUCAGUUAACGAACGAAAAACGCAACGACAAGAAGAAUAAAGUUAAAAAGACUUUAUUUUGGAGAAAAUUUUUACAAAAAAUAUCUGAAAAAAAACUAAUUAACUAAAAAUAAACGAAAAUGGUGUCUGUAGAAACAAUUGGCUCUAUAUUUAUCAAGGCCUUGAAAUUGGUCCUUAAUUUAAUCAUUUUAAUCUUAUAUCGUAUCGGUGAUGGCGGUGAAUUCUUGGGUGUGGGCGGUACUUGGAAUCUAAAUGAGGAGAAAAGUGCCGAUUGUGAAAUCGUGGCCUCGGGAGUAAUGGUGGGCUUUUUCAUCUAUACCGGUUGCCAUACCAUAGCCUAUCUGUUUGGCACCACCAAACACAAGAGAGAACUUUCCGAUACCAUAAUGAACGUAGUGGGCACUUUCAUGUGGGUGGCUGUGGGCGGUCUUGCUCUCCACUACUGGAAGGGUUAUAUGAAAGACAAUGAUUUCCUAUAUGUGGCCUCCGAAAGACAAGUGGGUAUUGCUAUGGGUGCUUUGUGUGUUAUAGAGGGAGCUCUGUAUCUAUUGGAUACCGUUUUGGCCUGCAUACACUACUCCAAGGGUGAUACCGAUUAUGUGCAGUAAAUGAACAAAUUCGAGAGAGAACCAUCAACAGCAGUAGUUCAGCAAACGAAUAUAUAUACUUUUUCAUACCCAUAUAUCUUUUUUUUUUUAAUUUUAAAA
Messenger RNA from Lucilia sericata (common green bottle fly), 765 nucleotides. Its product is annotated as protein snakeskin-like. The record is from RefSeq and is a predicted model, not a curated record. Gene Ontology annotation, biological process: septate junction assembly. Lineage: Eukaryota; Metazoa; Arthropoda; Insecta; Diptera; Calliphoridae.